Molecule: messenger RNA, 4025 nt
Organism: Acanthopagrus latus (yellowfin seabream)
Lineage: Eukaryota; Metazoa; Chordata; Actinopteri; Spariformes; Sparidae
Gene: erap1b
Product: endoplasmic reticulum aminopeptidase 1b
Exons: 18
Coding region: 1-2823 (940 amino acids)
Biological process (GO): proteolysis; peptide catabolic process
Cellular component (GO): cytoplasm
Molecular function (GO): peptide binding; metalloaminopeptidase activity; zinc ion binding
Source: RefSeq, a predicted model, not a curated record
AUGUUUGUGGCUCCUCUCCUGCUCUUGCUUUUCGUCCCCUUUCCUCCCUCAUCAGGGGCGCAGCUGCCAAACCAAGGACAAACCAAGAGUGUCCCCAUAGCCACCAACGGCCAGCCAUUCCCAUGGGACCGCAUGAGACUCCCCAAAACCGUCUUCCCCCUCCACUACGACCUGACCAUCCACCCCAACCUGACCACCCUUGACUUCACCGGCGUGGCUCGCAUCCAGCUGGACGUGCGGGAAGACACCAGCACCAUCGUUCUCCACGCCAAGCAGAUGGAGGUGUCCAACGUGCUGCUCCUGGCACCUGAAGGCGUGCGGCCCCUCCAGGUUCUGGAGUACCCUCAGUUCCACCAGCUCGCCCUGCGGUCGGACUCGGUGCUGACCAAAGGUAGGAGGUAUGAAGUUCACCUGGAGUUUGCUGCUAACUUGUCCGACAGCUUCCACGGCUUCUACAAGAGCAGCUACCGCACCAAGAGCGGGGAAGUCCGGGUUCUGGCCUCGACGCAGUUUGAAGCCACCUUUGCUCGUGCGGCCUUCCCCUGUUUCGACGAGCCGGCCUUCAAAGCCAACUUUACCAUACGGAUUAUUCGAGAGCCACGUCACAUUUCCAUAUCCAACAUGCCUAAGUUGAAAACUGUCGAGUUGCCAGGCGAUUUGCUGGAGGAUCACUUCGACACCACUGUGAAGAUGAGCACUUACCUGGUUGCCUACAUCGUGUCUGACUUCAUGUCUGUGAGCAGGACCACCCAGCAUGGUGUCAAGAUUUCGAUCUACGCUGUACCAGAGAAGAUCGACCAGACAGCCUACGCACUAGACGCUGCUGUGAAGCUGUUGGACUUCUACGAAGACUAUUUUGAUAUUCCCUACCCACUUCCCAAACAGGACCUGGCUGCUAUCCCUGACUUCCAGUCAGGUGCGAUGGAGAACUGGGGGCUGACCACCUACAGAGAGACAGGCCUCCUCUUUGACCCUGACAAGUCCUCAGCUUCAGACAAACUGGGCAUCACCAAGGUCAUCGCCCAUGAGCUCGCUCACCAGUGGUUUGGCAACCUGGUGACGAUGGAGUGGUGGAACGACCUGUGGCUCAAUGAGGGUUUCGCCAAAUUCAUGGAGUUCAUUUCUCUGGACAUCACCUACCCAGAGCUGCACGUGGAUGACUUCUUCUUGGGGAAAUGUUUCGAGGCCAUGGAAGUAGACUCCCUCAGCUCCUCUCACCCAGUCUCCACCGAUGUGGAAAACCCCACACAGAUCCAGGAGAUGUUUGAUGACGUGUCAUACGACAAGGGAGCUUGUAUUCUUAAUAUGCUACGAGACUUUCUGACUCCUGAGGCCUUUGAGAUUGGCAUCAUCCGUUACCUCAAACGCUACAGCUACCAAAACACUGUCAACAGCCACCUGUGGGAGAGCCUGACUGAUAUCUGCAACUCAGAUGAUCUGGACGAAGGUCGAAUGAAACACGUGGAAUUCUGCUCCAAGCGCGACCUCCAGUCUGGAGCCGCUAAAUGGUACUCUGGCGAUGAGCUGGACGUCAGGGCCAUCAUGGACACAUGGACGCUGCAGGAAGGAUUCCCGCUGGUCACUGUGGAGGUCAAAGGUCGAGAGGUCAGGCUUAGUCAGGAGCGCUACCUGAAGACUGACGACCCCUCCCUCACUGAAGGAUUCCUCUGGCAGAUCCCCCUGACCUACAUGACCAGUGCAUCCAGCACCAUCCACCGCUUCCUGCUUAAGACAAAGACUGACGUCCUGUACCUGCCAGAGGAAGUGGACUGGGUGAAGUUCAAUGUGGACAUGAGUGGCUACUACAUGGUCCACUACGCAGGCGAGGGGUGGAACUCCAUUAUCAAAGUGCUGCAACACAACCACACAGCCCUGACCAGCAACGACCGUGCCAGCCUCAUCCAAAACGUCUUCCAGCUGGUCAGUGUAGGGAAGGUGAGGCUGGACACGGCUCUGGAGCUGUCUCUGUAUCUGUCCAAAGAGACAGAGAUCAUGGCUGUGACGCAGGGCUUUGGAGAGCUUGUACCUCUCUACAAACUGAUGGAGAAAAGAGACAUGGCUGCUCUGGAGAACCAGAUGAAGGGUUACAUUGUGGAACUGUUCCGGGGACUGAUUGAUCGGCAGGAGUGGACUGACUCUGGAUCAGUGUCAGAGCGAGUGCUGAGGAGCUACCUGCUGCUCUUCGGCUGUGUCAGGAACUACCCUCCCUGUGUAGCCAAAGCUACAGAGCUCUUUAACCAGUGGAAGGACUCUGAUGGCACCAUGAGCCUCCCUGUUGACAUCACUAUGGCUGUUUUUGUGAUUGGAGCUCGAACACCAGAGGGGUGGGACUUCCUGUUUGAGAAGUACCAACACUCGUUCCAAAUGUCUGUAAAAAGCCGCCUAAAAAGUGCGAUGACCGUCACCCCGCUGAAGGACAAGCUUAAAUGGAUGAUGGAGCAGAGCCUCAGUGGUGAGAUAAUGAAGACACAGGACCUCCCAGAUGUCGUCGUCGCUGUCAGCCGGAACCCACAUGGCUACAAACUGGCCUGGGACUUCCUCCGAGCCAACUGGCACACCAUGAUCAAGAAAUUUGACUUGGGCUCUCACACCAUAUCAUACCUGGUGACCGGCGUGACCAACCAGUAUUCUACCAGGGAGAUGUUAGAUGAGGUGAAAAGCUUCUUUGGCUCCCUGACCGAGGAGACAGGCUCAGAGUUGAGGUGUAUCCGGCAGACCUACGAGACCAUCGAGGAUAACAUCCGCUGGAUGGACACUAACCUUCCUCUGCUGCAGGCCUGGCUGGACAAACGCAGCCGCAGAGCUGUCCAUGAAGAUUUGUAACCCCAGCGGAAACAAAAACAUCUGGACUAGACAAUUAUGUCCAUUAUUAAGACGGAAACUGUGAGAGGUGUGGUUAUGAGGCAGCUUGAUUUUAACAUCUAUGACUCCUGACUUCCCCUCCACAAAUGUGAACAUUUCAAAAGCAAAACUACCAAACAGACAAACAAAAACCUUUGGAUCCUGUGUAAUAUCAAUGCACAUUAUCAAUCACCCACACCUGACUGUCCUGACUUAGCACUUGCGUAUCAACACUUGACUUGUUGAUAUGCAAGUGCUAUGUUGACUUACAUAACAAUGAAUGUGCUACAUCUGUAAACUACAGCUGAGUGCUUUUCAAUGGGGGUGUUUCUCAGGUUUAAAAAGAGAUCUAAGUAAUGAUAGAUUUCCUUAAAGAACCCCCAAAUGGCAGAAGUUUGAGGAUGUUUUAUCUCACCUGACCAUUUGUGCUCGACGCUGUUUGUGUGCGUUGGUUUUUUUAAAGUGUGUGUUUGUUUGCGUGAAGUGAAGUGGGUAUGUGUGAGUUUUUAUCUAAAGGUUCAAGAUGUUCAACAAUGAGUGGAGUGUUUCCUAUGUGAAAUUUGUGUGAGAUUUUAGUCAUGCUGCAUUUUCACUGCGGAGAACAACAACAUAGAUAUUGUAAGUUGUUGUACAAGAUUAGAUUUUUCUCUAAAUGUUUAGGUACCAGACCACUUGUUUUCACAUGAAAAACAAAACAAACAAAAAAGAUUCCCUGUAGAGGAAGAAGCCUGAUAGCCUUAGGCCUUCACUGAGCUGCAAAAUGUGGGUUAUCUACAGCAGCUACAUCAGAAAAAUUUCUGAAACGAUUGCUUUCUACAAAAAUUACGCUAAUGCACUUGAAUUAUAAUAGACUUGAAUAUGCUGAAAAUUCAAGAUCCCCGAUGACUGUUUUGCAAUGUUUGCCUGAGUUUCCAAAUGUUGGGAACAUGAAUAUGGAUUCUGACAUCACUGGUCACUUUCUUGGUAGCAUUCUUAACUUUAUUUUACUUCCCAUAUAGAUGAGAAAGAACGUGAUCUGUCAGGAAAUGUGUUGUUACAGAAACGUUUUUGGUUUAUUCAACUCAUAAAUGCUAUAUGCCACUGUAAAAUCCCUCUUUAGGAUGACAGGAUUCAGAGCAAUGCUGUUGGUUUUUGUAAGGAGAGUAUUGGGUUGUUUUAUUAAACAUCGGACUAAAAAAGUUUAA